This is a messenger RNA of Sebastes umbrosus (honeycomb rockfish), 3292 nucleotides long. RefSeq names its product E3 ubiquitin/ISG15 ligase TRIM25-like. The record is from RefSeq and is a predicted model, not a curated record. NCBI's taxonomy places the organism in Eukaryota, Metazoa, Chordata, Actinopteri, Perciformes, Sebastidae. Gene Ontology annotation, molecular function: protein binding; zinc ion binding.
UCCUGUAAAUUCAGUGAAGGCUGCCAGGCGAGGCGCAGUUCAGCAGGAGCCUGCUGACGGUGACGGUGACGGGACUGGACAGCAGAGACACGGGGACUGGACCAGCAGAGACACUGUGAGACACUGUGAGUGGAACAGCAGACACACUGUGAGACACUGUGAGUGGACCAGCUGUCUCUCUACUCCUCAGCGGGACAGAGCGGGUGAAACUAAAGCAGAACGUCAUCAGUUGGACCUCACCUGACCUCACCUGACGUCACCUGACGUGUCCUGAUGGCGGAAAUGGACGAGGGUCAUUUUUCUCUGUUGAGUCUGGAGGAUGAGCUGACUUGCAGCAUUUGUCUGAGUCCCUUUAGCUGUCCGGUGACCAUCCCCUGCGGACACAACUUCUGCCAGGACUGCCUCCUCGCCACCUGGAAGGACUCCUACAGCUGUCCUCAGUGUCGGACCCACUUCGCCACCAAACCAGAGCUGAAGAAAAACACGGUCCUCAGCACCGUCGUGGAGACCUUCAACCUGAGGACGAACCAAAGCGAGCCCGGCCCGAUGGUAGAGGAGAGCAGAGCGGAGAAAGAGGACGUCAUACAUUGUGAUACGUGUAUGGAAGCAGAAGCGUCCCAGACCUGCCUCACCUGCAUGGCCUCUUUCUGUGAGGAGCACCUGCGGCCUCACCGGGACAACCCCACAUUUCGUCUCCAUCAGCUGAGUGAGCCUGUCGGCGACCUGUCGGAGCGGAUCUGCCCGGACCACCACAAGCUGAUGGAGCUCUUCUGCAGCCAACAUGGCCGCCCAAUCUGCAGCCUCUGCCUCCAGCUAGUCCACAAAGGAUGCUCCUUCAUCACCCCCGAGGAGCAGAGGAACCUGAAAGAGUCCGACCUGAGAGGCAAGUUGGGUUUGCUGGAUGGGAAGAUUAAGAAGAAUGAGACUGUUAUAUCUCAAAUGAAUUCCAUGCAGAACAAUCUUAAGGACUCAGCGACCAACAGGAAGAAGGCUUUGGCAGCUGAGUACCAGCAGAUGCGGGAUAUGUUGGCCCGAGAGGAGCGUGAUGCUCUGAAUGCAGUGGACCGCGAGCUGGAGGGUGGUCAGACUAAACUCAAGGGUCUCGAGAAGAAGUUCACUGAGAAUGUUGAUAGUAUGAGCAAAGCUAAAGAAGACAUCCACAGUCUGCUGAGUCAGUCCCAAACUCUGGCCUUCCUACAGGCUUCAUUCAACAUGCCCCCAGCCGUGACCUUUGACCCUCACACGCCUCGAAUCACUGACUCCAAGAAGGUGACAGCAACACAGGCCUUUUCUGCUGCCCUGAGGAGCACCUGACAGAGAUCCUUAAACAGCCUGUUGAAGCAGACUACGAUACUUAAACCAGAUGAAAAAGCAGUUCCUGGCUCAGCACCUGCAGGUUCUGGAAGUACUGGAUUCCAGCCAGAAUCUGAAGUCUCCAAGCCCCAAAAGCAGAAAAGACAGCCCAGGUCCCACAGUCCAGGUCGUCCACCCAUCCAACCAUUAUUCCACCCUGUUUAUGUAGAGCCACAUGCAGGAUACCAUGGACCCCAGUAUCCACCACCAGGCCUUUAUAGGGGCCUCGAUUUAUGCAGGACAAAGACAAAUAAUUACACUGGCAUUCUUGGAGCUUAUGGGGGAGUUAUACCUGUCUGCUGGGAAUCUGGUCCAGGUCCUCAACCCAAAGCAGGCCCAAAGAAGAAACCUCAAAAACAAAAACCACCCCAAACCACAGAAGACAAUAUGGGAAAUAAGAAUCAAGCCCGUUCAACGGAAAACCUGUUGGAGUUUGGUGCACCUGCAGCUGAAUCCCAAGAGACACCAGAAAUGUUGGACAUUCCCCCAAACAUAACAUCUGCUGAAAAAAGAACCGAACUUCUGAAAUACGGUACGGUACUCACUUUGGAUCCAAAGACAGUCCACAAACGCAUUGAACUGAGUGAGGGCUUCACUAAGGCCUCUGUGUCAGAUGAACACACAAACUACCCCGAUUGCCCUGAACGCUUCGCCGUCUGCUCCCAGGUGCUCGCCUCCAAGGGUUUCUCUAGGGGACGCCACUACUGGGAAGUCCGACUGAGCAGCAACAACUUCAUUGGCCUGGGCUUGGCUUACAGCAGCAUUGACCGCAAAGGUCCCACCAGUCGACUGGGCCGCAACGCCCAGUCCUGGUGUGUGGAGUGGUUUAACGUCAAGCUGUCAGCUUGGUAUAACAGCAGUGAGACCGUGCUGGCCAACCCCAAUCCGAAGCGCAUCGGUGUGCUGUUGGAUUGUGAGGAGGGCACUGCUACGUUCUAUAACGUGGCAGACAGGGCAUAUCCCUUCCACUCCUUUGUGUUCCCCUUUGCCGAAGCCGUGUAUCCAGCUUUCUGGAUUUUCUCAAGUGGCUCGUCCGUUUCUUUGUGCAAGCUGCAGGCAUGAGGAGCAUAUGCACACAGAUGGCAUAUUGCAUGCCCACGCAUGCACACAGUUAGCCCUGUGUUCUAAUCACGCUCAUUAAUAAUGGAAAAUAAUACGUAGUUGAACUUUUAAAGCUAGGCUUUAUUUAUCAAGAGGCUGGCCAGUUCUACUCCCCAGCUAACGCUUUUGUUUAUUAUCGUCUUUGUUAAAAGUGGAAAAUCAAUGUUGCCUGUACAGUUGCAGCUGAAUGGCGUUGUGUGCUGUUGGAAUGGAUCAGGUGAAACAAUGAUUAUCCCAACUAGAGCUCAGCACUGAUCGCCCACUUCUUGAAAGGCUCCGGAAGUGAAUUUCCCAUUCAUUUACUCCAUCAACGUUUCAGAAAAUCCUUUAUUUGAAGAGUUUUAAGCAUGGAACCAAGCCAACCAGCGAGGAGAUUAAAUCCAGACCAUAAAAUAUUUGAUUCGGAGCAACAAAAACAUUGGAAAAUGGAAAAAAGCAAAGGUACAAGACUGUGGACAUAAUUAUUUUAAGAGUGAAGGAAGUACUCAUCCCAUAAACGAUUGCGAAUGGCAACUCGCCGCCUUCUGGAAAAACUUUUAAACUAACUGCUGUCAAUCUAAAAUGAAGACAGAUUCAGUAACUUCAUGCCUUAUUUUCUCGCCUCAAAUGUUUUCAGAAACACAUUUCGGUGAACUAUUUUGGAGCGCGUACGAGCACGUAUCCUCACUAGCCGUUCGCGUACCCUCACUAGCCGUUCGCAGGUGCGAUACACAUUUCCAUGGUAACAGCUUGUUCUUCUGUAGGCUAUGUCUGUCUGUCUCCAUCUCCCCCGUUUCAGUGCCGUUGCCGCACUACUGUACACACACGCACCUGUAAACACAACAAACAGCGAUAGCCA